AUGUCAUCAAAUUUUAUUUUUAGAGAAGCAUAUGAUGAUUAUGAAGGAGGGUUCCUUGUUGAGAAUUACUUUAAGCCUUCUCCUUUGUUUGGUCACUAUUCACCUCAUCCUCCUAACUUCUGCACUGCCCACUCCCACUUUGAGGUUCGUUGCAUUGAAAACGAGCAACACGCCCUUCUCAACUUCAAGCAUGACCUUCUAGAUCCUUCAAACCGGCUUGCCUCUUGGGUAUCUGACGUGGAUUGUUGUGACUGGGUCGGUGUUGUCUGCCACAACAUCACCGGUCAUGUCCUCCAACUCCAUCUCAGAAGCUUUUUUCCUGUGAGAGACGAGUUUUCAACUGAUGAUACCCAAUAUGGAGCUCAAUUGCAAACUUAUGAAAGGUCAGUGUUCAGCGGUAAGAUAAAUCCUUCUCUGCUUGAUUUGAAGCAUUUGAUUUACUUGGACCUCAGUUACAAUGAUUUUGGUGGUAUUCAAAUUCCCAAAUUUCUCGGUUCAAUUGGGAGCUUAGGAUAUCUUAAUCUCUCACAUACGGGAUUUGUGGGAUUGAUUCCUCAUCAACUUGGGAAUCUCUCUAAUUUGCACUAUCUCGAUCUUGGAUAUAAUGAUUUAUAUGUCAAGAACCUUCAAUGGCUCUCUGGUCUUCCUUUACUACAACACCUUGAUUUGAGUUCUGCUAACCUUAGCCAAGCCUCUGAUUGGCUACAGGAGAUAAACAAACUCCCUUCCUUGUCAGAGUUGCGAUUGUCAAAUUGUGAACUUUCUAGUUUCACCCCACCAUCGAUACCCAGUAGUAUUAACUUCUCAUCUCUCACCACCCUUCAUCUUUCAUCCAACAGUUUUGAAAAUACUUCGAUUCUGUUUUGGGUCUUUGGUCUUCAUAAUCUGGUUUCUCUUAAUCUUUCUUGGAAUCAGUUUCACAGUCCAAUCCCUGUUCAUCUCCAGAACUUGACUUCACUUAGGUACCUCGAUCUAUCUUGGAACAAUCUCAACUCUUCAAUUCCCAAUUGGCUCUACAGUUUUAGUCAUCUUGAGUUCCUCAACCUCGGCUACAAUUAUUUGCAGGGUACAAUCUCUAGUGCCAUUGGAAACUUAACAUCUGUCAUUAGCAUAGACUUGUUAGGUAAUGAACUUGAAGGAAGGGUACCAAGAUCUUUGGGUAAUCUCUGCAACUUAAAGGAAAUUAGAUUGUCAGAAAUGAAUGGAGUCAAAAGAUAUCUGAAAUCUUUGAAAGUCUAUCAGUAUGUGUUUCAAAUAGACUAG
Quercus lobata is the source of this 1263-nucleotide messenger RNA. RefSeq names its product receptor-like protein EIX1. The coding region runs from base 1 to 1263 and encodes 420 amino acids. The record is from RefSeq and is a predicted model, not a curated record. NCBI's taxonomy places the organism in Eukaryota, Viridiplantae, Streptophyta, Magnoliopsida, Fagales, Fagaceae. The transcript has 3 exons. Gene Ontology annotation, molecular function: protein binding.